UUUUUGGUUCAUAGACUCGAAGAUAGACCGCUCUGCCAACAAGAUUCAGGGAGCAAAGAUGGUGCGGACAGAAAAUCGGAGAAUGGGAUCAAUUUUGUUAAAAUUCUAAAAGUGGUAUUGCCUCUAAUGCCAGUGUGGACUCUACUUCUGAUGUUUGCAGUGAUUUUUCAACAGCCUGCAACAUUCUUUACUAAGCAAGGUGUGACAAUGAAGAGAAACAUAGGAAACAAUUUCCGAAUUCCACCAGCUGCGCUUCAGAGUUCAAUCACCAUAUCUAUAAUUCUGCUUAUGCCACUGUACGACACGUUCUUCAUUCCGUUCGUUCGUGUUUUCACACGAAACGAAAAGGGUAUCACUGUGAUGCAGAGAAUGGGAAUAGGGAUGUUUCUUUCAGUAAUAGCAAUGAUAAUUGCAGCUGUUACUGAAAGAAAAAGACUUGAUAUCAGCAGAAAUUUGGUAACUUCUUCAGAAACUGUGCCAAUGAGUAUAUUUUGGUUGCUCCCUCAAUACAUUCUGUUGGGAAUUUCGGAUAUAUUUACAGUUGUUGGUAUGCAAGAGUUCUUUUAUUCUGAAGUUCCGACAAAUAUGAGAACUUUAGGCAUUGCUCUAUAUACUAGUGUUUUUGGGUGUGGUAGUUUUUUCAGCUCAUUCCUUAUAUCCGUGAUCGAAAAUUUGACAAGUACAAGAGGAGCAAAGCAGAAUUGGUUCUCUGAUGACAUGAGAAAAGCCCGUUUCGACAACUAUUAUUGGUUUCUGGCUUUGUCAAGUGCAGCAAGUUUUUUAUUGUUCAUGGUUUUCUGUCGAUUUUACAGAAGCAGGACUAUAACUGAUUAGAUUAUUGGUAGUGACCGUAAGUUGGCAGAUAGCUUGUUAUUGUCGACUGAUGUAUUUUGUGAUGUGAGUGACAUAAUGACAUUCAUUUCUAGGAGAAAUCGAAGGUUCUGCACUUAUUGUAAAUCAUCAAAAAUUGUAUAUAAAUUAAGAUAAAUUUUGGAGUUCUUAUU
Messenger RNA from Nicotiana tabacum (common tobacco), 1004 nucleotides. Lineage: Eukaryota; Viridiplantae; Streptophyta; Magnoliopsida; Solanales; Solanaceae. The record is from RefSeq and is a predicted model, not a curated record.